This is a messenger RNA of Oryctolagus cuniculus (rabbit), 8641 nucleotides long. NCBI's taxonomy places the organism in Eukaryota, Metazoa, Chordata, Mammalia, Lagomorpha, Leporidae. The record is from RefSeq and is a predicted model, not a curated record.
GCUCUGCCUGGCCCCUCAAUCCCUGCAGUCCCAAAGACGCGUUCUCACCGCCUGGAACCUUGUGUGCCUGGGUCUGGCUGCCGGCCUGCCCGGGGGAAGCAUUUGAGAGUGGGACCGCGAGAAGCCGCUUGUAAACAGAGAGCGGGGCCGGGAUGGUCAGCGGACGGGCGUGCUGUCAGCGCGAGGCCGGCACGCUUGCCCACGCCGAGCUCCGGCCGGGAGUAGACUGCGGGCCUCGCAGGUGAAGGGGGCGAGCCGCCGAGCUCAGCAGAGAAAUCUUUGGAAUCUGUUCCUCGUCUGCCACAUGGAUCGUAGCUGAAGCCACAGGAAUGAAGAUGACCCUUCGGGGGAGGGUAGAAGAGGAACUGGGUAACAGGAUUAUGGGGAAAAUAGAAGAAUAUUCACAUUUUGGAUUCAAGGCAAAGAAGGGCAGCCUGUACAGGGGAGUGAGAGGCGUAUCCAGGAAGGAAGGAGAAAUUCUGGAAGAGACUGUGUUGGUGGAUUCAUGAGGAUGUGGAGUGUUCAGCAGGAAAUCAAGGAUUGGCGUGGCAUUGCUUUGACAAGCACUUCCUGUUGACUUCAUAGAGAUUUCACUGAAGAAUAAUCUCAAAGGAAUAUUUGUCUCCCCAUACCCCUGGUAGCUAGCAAAUGUUUUUAACCACCUGGAAAACAUCAGUGACCUUUGGGCUUGGCCUGCUCCAGGCAACUGAAUGAAGGUUUCUUCCAGUUGUUUCUAUAGCUAUAUGGCAGAAGCAUCUCUUUGCUAGGUGAACGUUCCUGAAGCCCUUUCCUGAAGCAGCUUAAGGGGCUUAAACCUUUUGGAGCCGAUGACAUGGAAGCUUUGGAAGUGGAUGAUAUCAGCCCAGCCUUAGAAGUUACUGAGGAUUUCUUUAGUACUUUUGAUAGUAAGCUAGAAAAGGCAGUGCAGCAAGCAGAGGUCUAUGGGGUUCAGGAGGUUCCUGAGUUGGUGGGGCACGAGGUACUCAGUAACAUAACAGACAAUGGUGCUAUGAGAAACACUGUCUCCUUGGGCAAGGGGAGCAUGAUUUGGGACCACUGUAAGAGCAGGCUCUUGGAAACCAAAGCUCAAAAUGUCUUCCCUGCCAAAGAACAGUUUGUGGUCCAGAGAGGGACAACCCCUGACAAUCUUUCCUGGAUAGAACAAAAGGAAGCAUCAACCUUCAAUUUUUUCAAUGUCUGUCAGCGUCGCAGGGACAGACCGCGUUCUGUGAAUGACUUAUUGGAUGAGACCUCAGCCUUCAAGCCAGGCCAUGCUCGUUCAAGGUCUGACAUUACCCAAGUGGACUGGAGGGCGGUCCUUAAAACCAUGCCUUUGCAGCAGCAGCCACCUCAGCAGCCGCCUCUUCAAGGCAGUCAUCUCACCAGACCCUCUUUUCUGUUGCCCUCACCAAAUACAUUAGAAGAUGCUCAAGGAAACACUGAACACAAGCAAACAUUCCCAAACAUUCUGAAAAAGGGAUACUUGGAGAUUAGGAAGGACCAUGACAGUUACUGGCAAAGCUGUUACGCAGAACUCUCCCCCUACAACUUAUACUUCUACAGCCUUGACAGCAGUGGGAAUCAAAACCUCUAUGCCACGUACCAGCUUUCACAUUUCCAGAGCAUUUCUGUUUUGGGCAACCUUGAGGCCAGGAUGGUGGAUACCGUUCUGUAUGACAACACCCAGCUACAACUAAAGGCAGAGUCACCGUGGGAGGCUUUGGACUGGGGGCAGAAGCUGUGGGAAGUUGUGCAUGCUGCUGUGCCUGGUUCUGUGGGACGUCAGGAUGAGCUGGCAAACUCUCCAGGGCUUGGCCAUCAUGUUGACUGUACCCACAGCCAUUGUUUACAGAAGAAAUCCAAUGGGCUGCCGCCGCCAUCCUCUGUCUCGGAUAAUCCCAAGCAGUACCAAAACAUCCUCAAGUCAGGGACACUCUAUAGGCUAACCGUCCAGAACAACUGGAAGGCAUUCACAUUUGUGCUGAGCAGGUCCUACCUAAUGGCUUUUCAUCCCGGCAAGCUGGACGAUGACCCCCUGCUCAGCUACAAUGUGGACGUGUGUCUGGCUGUCCAGAUGGACAACCUGGAUGGGUGUGACUCUUGCUUUCAAGUCAUUUUCCCGCAGGAUGUCCUCCGCCUCCGAGCUGAGACCCAGCAGAGGGCUCAGGAGUGGAUGGAGGCUCUGAAAACGGCUGCCAACACAGCAAGGAGUUCAGAGCAAAAUCUGCAGGUCACACUGAGGAACAAACCCAAGGAUCAGCCUGGCGGGAUCGAGCUCAGGAAGAACAAGCGCCAGUCCGUGACCACCAGCUUCCUGAGCAUCCUGACGACUUUGUCUUUGGAAAGAGGGCUCACCGCACAGAGUUUCAAAUGUGCAGGUUGCCAGCGAUCCAUUGGCCUUUCCAAUGGGAAAGCCAAGGUGUGCAAUUACAGUGGUUGGUAUUACUGUAGCAACUGCCACGUGGACGACAGCUUCCUCAUCCCAGCCCGCAUAGUCCACAACUGGGAUACUUCAAAGUAUAAGGAUUUUCCCCAGGGAAUACCUCCUUCAGCAGAUCCACCUGUACUCCCUUGCAGACCUGCAGCAGGUGAUAGAGGGAAAGCUGGCUCCAUUUUUGGGCAAAGUCAUUAAAUUUGCCACUGCGCACGUGUACAGCUGCAGUCUUUGUAGCCAGAAGGGCUUCAUCUGUGAAAUCUGUAACAACGGAGAGAUCCUCUAUCCUUUCGAGGAUAUUUCAACAAGCAGGUGUGAAAGCUGUGGAGCCGUUUUCCAUUCCGAAUGCAAAGAGAAGUCUGUCCCCUGCCCGAGGUGUGUCCGCCGAGAGCUGCAGAAGAAGCAGAAGUCUUUCUGGAGGCGGCUGAACAUGGACGAGAGCCUGGAGGAGGCGUGCGCCAUGUUUGAGCUCUCCUAUCAGAACACCUGAUUCAGGCCGGCCCCCCAGCCAGGAUUCACCCAGCAACCACCCACCAGCCCCAGGUGGCUUCCUAACUAGCCAGUUAGCCCCCUUUGGAAGAGAAGCCUGUCUCAUCCUCAGCUAGAUAUAGCUAGAUAUAUAUUUAUUUAUUUAUCUAUACACAUACCUGUACGUCCUGUGCGUAUGUUCUGUAUAAAUCAUUGUCUGAAGGUUCCCAGAACCUCUGGGGCUCAAGAAACUACCAGUCUGUGAAUUACAUUUAGCCAUGAAUUUCAGCUGCUCGCCCCCAAGCAAAACGUGGUUUCCACGCAAGGCUUCCUAGUGCAGACUUUUUCUUAGUUGGCCGAGUCCACUUUAUGACACAAGACACAGGUGGAAGCAUUGCCUGCAGGACAACAGUGCUCCAGGUUAUUUCUGUGUUAUUUAUUUUUAGCUCUCACAGAGGCUGAGGUGACUGGGGCAGGCACCCAUCAUCAUGUGUUUCAUAGGAAAAUCUUCAAAACACAGAAGUGCCCUGGGCCCUUUGCAGGGCCCAGUGUCCCUUGGCUCUCUCGCCUCAGCUUUUCUCGGGGAGGUAGGCAUCACCUAGGCAGGGCAGAGUGACUAGAAGGCAAGUGUGCCAGCUCCCGGCCGGCACGAAGCAUCCGCAGGAGAGCCCGUUCUGCUCUGAUCUGAAGUUAAUCUCAGAAAGCUCUUUGCCUCAGAGAGAAGAGACCCCUGCAAGUAGUGACCGCCUGUUGCUGGCCCAUUUGCUGGUACGAAUCGCGGCCCUUGCCCCAGGAUGUGCCUGGCGAGUUGUAAUCAUGGCUUUCUCAAGAAGAGUUUCCAAGGGCAUCGGGGUGGUAUUUACGAUGUCCUAGGAUUAUUGUCACAGCCACUGGUGUGUGACUGGCAGACAGGGUAUGUAGUGCAUAUAUUCCGAGACACUCUUCAGUUCCUUCUCGCAGGUCCUGUGCCGGCAACUCCCACCCGACUGCUACUAAUGCUUUAUUUCUCACUGUUCGUCACUGCACUUUCAUUGAGACAUUUGUCAAUGUAGCCACUCUUGCUUCACAUUGUUUUAGUUGAUUAAAAAAUCAGAGUCACCUGAAACUUAAAAUAACCAGCUUUAUUAUAAAGGAAAUACCAAGCUUCCAGUCAUGAUUAAUGAAUUAAACCUAAUCUUAUUUAAGUAAAUACAUGCAUAUCUAUUUUCCACCUUACAACUAAAAGCUCUAAUAUAACAUAAUUGGAAUAAGGAAUCUAAUGAGUUGCUUUGCUACUUGGUAGGAUAGCACUUCUCCCACUGCAGUGCCCUUUUGAGAGCCAGCAGAGCAGCCACGGUGACCGAAAUGGCAGGUUGGUCCGCACUGGACACCUGACGGCUCUCUGCCCUUCUGCCUUCACCCUUUCCAAGACAGGAAGAUGUGCUGGUAACGCAGCGAUUCCCCGUGGACUUUGCGGGAAGAUGCCUUCAUGGGUCAGCGGUCCCACCGCUGUCCGGAGCCGGGGAAAUUGCUGGCUCACCAAGUGCAUGAACGUUCAGCCCCACUGCUCCUUUCCCCACCUCCUGCUCCCUCCAGCUCCCAGCCCGUGAUACUCCAGGAGGCGACGUUUCAGCCUGACGUGUGCGCUUUAGACGUUAGCGUUCCACCUCGCAGCCCGCGCCACUUCUUUUGGCUCUAGAACACACAGCUGCGCCUCGUAGCUGAGCACCACACGCGCAUUUCUUUUCUGAGUCUACAGUAGUCACAACCAAGGCAUGAAAACUUGUUAAGAGUUUUCACGAGCUGCCUCGUGGUGCCUUUUACUCUUAGAAAAAACAGGUUGACUUUGCCCUGCCUCUAGUUAGAGAGAAAGUUGUACACAAAAGGAAAAGGAUGGAAAAUCUCAAACACUUGGCAAACAGGCAAACAAAUUUGGUCAUCUCCUCUCCUCCUCCCCUUGGUGAAAUACAGUAUUUAUAUUUUCCAGCCUCGGAGAAGAUAGCAGAACAUGAUCUUUCACUAGAGAAUUAUAGACCUGCUUAUUAUAAAACAGAUGUGCUCCCAUGGCGAAGUGCCUUCUCCCUCCGCCCCCAGCUCCCUGUCACUGUAGCUUACUUUUGCCUUCGCUGUAAUUAAUGUAUCUGUGAUUCCAACUGUCAGCAAGGCCAUUCCCAGCACACUGCACUUGGAGACCUGAAGUGCACGGCCGUCCUCCCCUUGUGACGUGUUUGCUCUGUGUACAGAGGCUCCUGGCCCAGCUUGCAGACAUCCGGGGCUGGAGCUGCCGAGAGGCCAGGGUGAGAUCCCGGGUCCCUGAUCUAAAACGCCUCUGUUUCCGCCAGUGCCCAGGGAGAGGGCCCUGUUCAAUCAGGGCAAUGCGCCCCCCCCCCCCCGAACUCCGAGGGAGAACUUGCCUCCCACAGCACUUUCUGCUUAUUUUCAAAAGGGGAAAAAAAUAGAUCACCAUCAGCUACCCAGAAUGGGAACCGGGUCCCAACUGCUUCUGUUUUCUCUCCUCUGUGGACAACCCUGAUGGCCUGGUCGGUGCCGGCCGCAGGCCUGCGUAGACAUUCCUUGCCACCACCACCCCCCAAAUCAGAGGACAGAGCUGUGCCAGCUGAGGAGCUGGGCCUGCCAUGAAAACUCAGAAUUGCUGUUUUCAGCCCAGAAUGCCUUGGAGCACAUGAACGCCCUUACUGUUUGCAAGCCUAACAAAUUACUUGGUGCACUGUUAGGUAAUUGUUCCCCUGCUUAGAGACUGUCGAAACAAAAGCAGAGCUGUGGAUUACCACCUCCUUAAAACCAAGCUAAUACCUGCUUUUCCUCGUGUUCCGUUUUUUAUCCCAUAUUAAAUAUCUCACACGUAAAAAGCAUCCGAGAAAAUGGCCAAUUAAUCUCCUGGAGCUGGCCGCCGGCUCCGGGGGAGCUGCUUCUCACUGACAGGCCCGUUCCCUGGAGUGUCACUGGAGGAAAUCCCUCCUCCCAGUGCCAGAAACUCAUGUGUGAGACGGUCCAACCCUGGUGAAAUGUUGGCAUCUAACCCCGCAAUAAAGAAGCCAGUUCCUAAAAUAGACCUCACUGCACACGGCUGCAGGAAGGCCACAGAGUACUUAAAAAGACGGCAACUGGAAUGGGGGCCCUGCUCCCCGCCUCCCCCAGGGCCGCCUGGGCCCAGAGUUGAAAGCCUCUUUAUACAAAAACCAUGUCCACUCUUGCCGGCCGCCUUCGCGUCAUUGUCUUCUCCAGGGGACUGUGUCGUGGUCAUUUUCAUGGCCGGAGUGCUGGCUGGCAUGGCAGGAGCCAGACGAGCUGAGAGGGCGGUCAUGUUUCAGCUCCUCAAGGCCAGGUCUCCACCGCAGAGGCAGUACAGCUAGUGCGUAGGAUGUGUGGUUGCCAACAUGGCGCCGUCCUUCAGACAUGUGCACCAGGACCAUGUCCUGACUUCCGGCCACAGAGAGAACUGGGCUGGUCGUAUCACUUGGGCUGCCCUGUACAGCCUGACUGAGCCGCAGCACGGCCUGGGAUGUAGGGGCCCCUGUUUCUCUCUCUGAGUGCUACAUCUACAUGCUGAAUAUCGACACCUCAAAGAGGCCUCACUUCCAAACCUGAGGCCUUCCUCCCUACUCACUGGCCAAAACAGGCCCUCCAUAAAUUAAUCAUUUAUCAGGUGGAACUGACGAUGCUUCAUGCACUCACCACUUCCUGCAAAGGGACGCUGUUCAAAAAAGACACUGCCUUCCCCUCCCUUAGGGUAGAGCUGAUGGGGUUGCUCAUACAUUUGUGCAGAAUUAGUGACCCCUCCACUGAUCUGUUACUGGAUCAACUUCAGCUUUUGCUUCGCACACUGCCUAUCUUCAAUGCAGCGGUUAUUUUUAUUUAUUUAUUUAUUUAUUUUUGCUUCUCACGGUGAACAGAGAUGUGUGCAAUUUUCCCCCUUUUCUGUUUCUUGAGUUUUCUAACCCAUUUUUCUCCUUAUUCUGCAAUGGAGCAAAAAGGUAGGGAACCUGGAGUAAAACUGCAAGAACACGAGUCAUAAGCCGUAUUCUCCUCUUCUCCGGACUGCACUCGUUAGUACCAGGCACCAGGAGCUUCGCGCCAGCACCUUGCACCUCGCUUCCGAGCCUGAGUAGAAAAGAGCUCACUGCUCUCAGCGGACUCCAGCGAGGAGCAAAUGAGCCCUGCUCGGUUCAUCAAAACAGACAGAUGUUGAUUUUGAUCACGUGGGACAGUGUUUUGCCAGCAAAGUCUAGCACCCAGCAGGCGUCUUACUGGCACAGAAUUCUAAUUUCAUUGGACUCAAAACCACUGACUCCCGUGUUUUAGUGGAUGCACAGCUGAUGUGAAACCCGGGUCGUUGUUCACCUCUAGUCGGGCAUACCCGUGUUGUCAGGGGUCUUAUUUAAGACAGCUUCCAGAUGAUCCUGACAUGGAGCGCUUGCCUCGGAUGUGAGGGAGGGAAGGCCUUACUAAAUGCAAAUGAGACAACAGCAGGUUUUCUUUGGUUCCUGGUGAGAAGAGAAGCCACUUGCAAACCUCCUCAUCUUGUUAGGGAGCUCCUGAGUGAAGUCAGUUGUUGCCAGGGUAGGAGACUCGGGUGCCUCUUCAGUGAGAUCCCCUCCUACUGGUGGGACAGCUGCCAGCCACCCUCUCCCCUCAUUCCACCCCCAGCACGUGCCCCAUACUUCCAUCUUCCUUGCCCUGAGUUCCGAGUUUGGAGUGCCAGCCCCAAUUCAGACCUCGUGGCUCAUAAGCCAGCUGGCAGACGCGGCGGUCCUGUGGCUCCUUCUCCAUGCCAGCCUUCCCGUUUGUUCCCCUCCCUGUAGGAGUGCCUUAUAGUACCGCCUCGUGCUUCCAGAAGCCUGCAGCUUCUCCAGCUCAGUGCUCAGCCCUUUGCUUCCUUCCUGCUGGCCACUCUUCAUACAGACGUGCUCAGCGUCUGUAUAUUCUAUGAGGCAUGUCAGACCUCUCACCUCCCUUGAACCGGUGCCUUAACUGCACAAGGAGAGGAGUUCAACCACAUGGGUAGUAGAGAGGUAAAAACACUGGCGACUCAAUCACAGAAGGUUUUGGCUUUGUUUUAUGCUGCUUUUUUCUGCACUCUUUUUGUUUGCUUUCUGACUCUCAUUAACCAAACUCAGGGGAACAUCAGGCCAAUGGGUAGAGAAAUAAAACCCACGAUCCAGAACAGAAUGUAUAACAUCGGUGAACUUGGCCAUUUUCAGGCUCAAAAUUUACACACAAGGAUUUUACUUUUUCAUUUACUAUAUAAAAGAUGUUCUUUUGCCAUGUGUUUCCACAUGGGAAGUGGGAAGCCUCUUAGAUAAACUGUGACAUUGACAAAUGUCUCUCAGUGUGGUGUGGGCAGCCCCUUGAAGUGAUUGGGCGUUCACCACGGGCAGUGAAGGGUAGUGACCAUGGCCGUGCAGGAGAUGUCUUCUCGUCACCUUUCCUUAUUUUUGCUCAUUCAGCACAGGACUGACGAAAAUGUUGGGUUUGGGCUAUUAGAUCACUCCUAUUUGUAAUAGCUAAUGUGCUAACUUACACAUAUGUUCUUUCUACUUUCUGGAUAUCAUUGCCUUUUGUUUCAGCAUAACAACCAUAUUUUUGUUUGCAUCAUUUUCCAAAAUAUAGUAACUGUAAUAAUGUAAAACUGAGGUGUUGUUGACAAGACCGCUGGUUUUUAUGGUUGUCCGUCACAUAACUAAAGUGCACCAGUUCCUAAUGUACAAAGUGAUCUCUCAAUAAACUACGCAGAAAGUA